Molecule: messenger RNA, 2138 nt
Organism: Procambarus clarkii (red swamp crayfish)
Lineage: Eukaryota; Metazoa; Arthropoda; Malacostraca; Decapoda; Cambaridae
Gene: CAHbeta
Product: carbonic anhydrase beta
Molecular function (GO): zinc ion binding; carbonate dehydratase activity
Source: RefSeq, a predicted model, not a curated record
GCCUGUGCGUGUACGACGGCCACACACACACACACACAUAGUAAACAUGAUCAGCUGGAGGUGCUAGUGGUGGACAAGUGUUGCACGACUGUUAGUGUCAGGAAGACACCCUCAGGCAACACCAGGAUAGCCUUCCUUUCCCUGACGCUAUCUGAGGCUACCGACGGUGUCAAUUCCACUCUUAACAUCGUUGAUACUACUGUACACCUGUCUGCCACCCUCUGUGUUCCUGACACCCUUACUUGCUGACACACUUACUGUUCUUGUCUGCCACCGUCAUUGUUCCUGACACACUUACUGUUCCUAUUUGACACCAUCUGAGUUCCUGACACAUUGUUCUUGCCUGCUUCCAGCAGUGCUGCUGACGCAGCCUUGGCCUGAUUAUUGCUACCUGAAACCAUCUCAAGAUAACCUGCCAACAUGGGCAUGCAUCGCAUUUUGCAAGGUGUGAUGAAGUACAGACGCACAAAGAGAGAGGGCAUGGUGAAGCAGUUUGAAGUUGUACGAGAUGACCCACAUCCUAAAGCGGUAUUCUUCACCUGCAUAGACAGUCGGAUGCUUCCCACAAGAUUCACGCAAACAAAUGUUGGCGACAUGUUUAUUGCUAUGUACAGUACGAAAUGCUGGGAACUUGGUGCCUCAUGCCAACUUGUGCGGCCAUGAAGAGAUCACAACAGAACCAGCUGCUCUGGAGUUGGGCUGUGUCAUAAAUGGCAUCAAGCACGUCAUUGUCUGUGGUCACUCUGACUGUAAGGCAAUGAACAUGCUGCAUAUGAUGCGGAACAGUGACCGCACCCUGCAAGAGGUGCUCAAGGUCUCUCCCCUCAAGGCCUGGCUCAUGCGCCAUGGCCAUUCAUCUGCAGGAAAAUUUGCACAGUUGGAAUUGUCUAAUUUCCAAGCUCCUCUGGUAUUUCAGGCCGAGACCCCAAUGCGACGCUUCAUUGCGUAUAUUGACCCAGAAAACAAGUUCUCGGAGGAAGACAAACUGUCUCAGGUGAACACACUUCAGCAGCUACAGAAUAUAGCCAGCUACAACUUCAUGCGUGAAGGAUUGUCUCGAGGUAGAGUAUACAUCCAUGCUCUGUGGUUUGAUAUUUAUACGGGAGAUAUUUAUUAUUUUAGUCGUCAACAGAAAAUGUUUGUUGAUGUGAAUGAGAGCAAUAUGGAGAAACUAGAGGAAGAAGUAUUUAAAUAUUAUACAUAAAAAAAUUUCAUUUGGAUAGUCCUAGUAGGUAGACAUACUGUAGUUGAUGUAUAUAUUUUUUUAAAUUAUUUGAGUGUUUUGUAUAUAUUUUCAUAGAUGGAAAAAAGAAAAAAAGAGAAUUCUAGCCAGUUUGAAGUUACUGAAGUUCAGUUGUCAUUCCAGUGUGCACUACAGAUUUCUAGGUUCACACAGGUACAGGUUACAAAACUUCAUUGAGAAAUUUACAAUGUGCUUGAUUCUCUCCAUUCUUGCAAUUUAUAACCAGAGAUAACAAGUUAUGUGAUGGUUGCUGUAAACUUGUAAAGAAAACCAAUAAGACAAACUAAAGCUGCAAGUGGUAAUCACUCAUUUGGCUACAUCUGGUCAAUGGACAAACUUUGGCGCUUCUGAUGUGCAGAAGCAGUACCCCAAUAGAUAUAAUUUUCCCAAUGAUUCUUAUAAAUCAUUCCUAAAGAACCAACAAGAUGAAAGAAAAUUAUAUGCAGAUGUGUUGCUUGUAAUGGGUUCAUCAAAUCUAACAGAUACAGAAAGAUAUAGUAAUAAUAAAAAAGGGAAAAAUUAUUAGUGAUUUCAGCGAGACAAAUGUGAAGCAAAAUCAGUGAAGUGAAGGUGAGGGACAUAAGGGAUUGUUAUAAUUAAUAUAUUUUUAAACAUUAAUUUAGCUAGGUGGGUAGUAGCAUUGAUUUUUCCUUCAUCUGUUCAAUGGUGCAGUGUUUGGUGGCUGCAGACUCGGUACAUUAUCUCCUAUUGUUGUUUUCUUUGAUGAUUAGUUCAGCAUUCUUAAAAUUAAUGGGGUGUUGCUCCUGGUUGUGUACUCGCCUAGUUGUGCUUGUGGGCAUUGAGCUCUGGCUUUUUGGUCCCACCUCUCAACUGUCAAUCAACUGGUAAACAGAUUCCUGAACCUACUGGACUCUUAUCAUAUCUACAUUUAAAA